AGAAAACUAUAAGGGUCCAAUAGACCAUACACCGUUAAAUUGUUUACUCUUUUUUAUUAUUAAAUUUGUUUUUAAUGAAUGUUUUUGUGAUCUGAGGGAAAUUUACAACUUAAAAUGAAUGAAGAAGUGGACAAAGAAACAAGGAAAAUGAAUAGGCAAAAUCUUAUAAAUAAAUUGAAGAAGAUGAACGAAAAUCGAGCACUUAUUGAUCCGGAAGAGGAAAAGAAAAAAGAAAUGAUGCUUUUCGAAAAACUUUAUAAAGAACAGAAGGAUGAAUCAGAGGAGCAUCAUACGUACAAAGUCAUACCGAAAUUCUAUUUCAAGGUUCCAUCAGAAGAUGAGUGUCUACUUCAAAAAUUAAGGGAGGAAUCAAGGGCAGCUUUUCUUCAGAGAAAAGGCCGCCAACUUCUUGAUCAGGACGAACUGCAAGGUUUAUGGUACUUGCUAGACAAACACCAUACUCCUCCUAUGGUAGGCGAAGAACAAAUGAUCAACUAUGAAGAUUUCUUAAAGGUUGCUAAUCAAGCGGGACCAAAAUGCAAGCCGUUUUUUAAAUCAACAGUAUACGCUAAAUUAUUAGGAAAUGAUCCUCACGGUCGCAUUCCCAUUCUUCAAUUUUUCAAUUAUGUAAUGAGGAAGGUUUGGCUACAUCAAACCAGAAUUGGUCUAUCUUUAUACGAUGUUGCUGGUCAAGGAUAUUUGAGAGAAUCUGAUUUAGAGAAUUAUAUUUUGGAAUUAAUCCCAACACUUCCACAAUUGGAUGGUCUUGAAAAAUCAUUCUAUUCAUUUUACGUCUGUACUGCAGUAAGGAAAUUUUUCUUUUUCCUGGAUCCAUUAAGAACUGGAAAAAUUCGUAUUCAAGAUAUUUUGGCUUGCCGUUUCUUGGAUGAUUUGUUAGAACUCAGAGAUGAAGAUUUAAGUAGGGAACAAUUGGAAUGUAACUGGUUCUCAGCACCGAGUGCCCUCAGAGUUUAUGGUCAAUAUCUUAAUUUGGAUAAAGAUCAAAAUGGAAUGUUGAGUAAACAGGAAUUAUCUAGAUAUGGAACUGCAACUUUAACUAAAGUUUUUAUCGAUAGAGUAUUUCAAGAAUGUCUUACUUAUGAGGGAGAAAUGGACUACAAGACUUAUUUGGAUUUUGUUCUCGCUUUGGAAAAUAGAAAAGAGCCGCAAGCUUUGCAGUACAUUUUUAGAUUAUUAGAUGUACAACAGAAAGGAUUUUUAACUAUCUUUGAUCUUAAUUUCUUUUUUAGAGCGAUAAUAGAAAAAAUUAAGGAGCAUGGCCAAGAACCUGUCUCGUUCCUCGACGUCAAAGAUGAGAUUUUUGACAUGAUUAAGCCGGCAGAUCCAUAUAAAAUUACUAUUCAGGAUUUAAUUAAAAGCUGUCAGGGUGACCUAGUUGUCAGCAUACUAAUCGAUUUACGAGACUUCUUUUCCUACGAAAAUCGGGAGUUUAUAGUUAAUGAGCAAAUGAAGGAUUCAAAGGAUGGUACUAAUUCUUCGAAUGAGAAAGGUCAAGUCGAUCUGGUUCUACUGUUGUCAAUAUGCUUAUUGAUCUUGAAGGUUUUUUCACUUACGAACAACGUGAAUUUAUCAUUGCUCAACAAGCAGAGGAACAAGAUGAAUAAGUCAUCUGUAACCUUAAAGACAAUUUGUUCCUAUUAAUUUUCUAAAGGAUCUAAUUAACAAAAUAAACAAGAUAAUUAUGCUUCACAAAUAAAUAAGAAAAGAAAACAGUCAUACUAUAGCAAAUAAUCUAUGGUUUGUUGGUAAGAAACCUCAUUAACUGUGCAUGUCCUGCAAUUAAAACAGUGAAAUAUAAAUACCAUACCAGUUUGUAAUCUGCUAGUUGGCAACAUUAUAAAUAGGAUAUAUUUAGUUAAAUGUAAAUAAUCUUUACAAACAAACGUUUGGUAAUUUUUAUUUAUGUCGCCUCUU
Molecule: messenger RNA, 1935 nt
Organism: Dimorphilus gyrociliatus
Lineage: Eukaryota; Metazoa; Annelida; Polychaeta; Dinophilidae
Source: the annotation of a GenBank genome assembly